AGAUGAUGCUGAAAUGUGGUGAAAACAGUCAAGUAAAACCACUGUUGGACAUUGAGCAGCUCUGCAGCCAGCUCUGCUAGGCAUGCAGUUUGUUUCUGAAUCUACAUCAUAUCAUCAUCAAACAUGGGCGGACUGAGUGUUUUUCUGGUCAUUCUCCAAGGAGUUGUUUCUUUGAAUCAUGGUGGGAUUUCUGGGUCAACAUUGGAGGUGACAGUCAAACCAGGAGAUAACAUCACUCUUUAUUGUGACUGCAAAAUACCAACUGGAGUAUAUAUAAUGUGGUACAGGAACUGUUCUCAUGAGAACCAGCCUCCUCUUGUCCUGGAACUAGUGCCUGAUAAACGGACACAAAGCAUUGAUGCCUGGGAUUAUCUCAGUCCUCUCCCUCGCUUCCACUUUGUGAAGAACCAGUCCUCUGGAUCCUACGACCUGCUGAUUGAGAAUAUCACUGAUUCUGAUGAAGGUCUCUACUACUGUGGAACAAAAGAGAAAAAGGUGCAAGAAGAUGAAAAAAUCAAAGCAACAACGGUUUACAGAUACAGCAACAUGACAACAAGGGUCCAUUGUGAAUCCACUGAGCCAUACAGCCCUGUCACACAGGACUGCAGUGUUUGCUGGAUGUUGCUGUUCUCCAUCUGCCCAGCUCUCGCUGCUCUCUCCUCGUUUUUAUCGUCUGUUCUGGUCUAUCACCUCUGUAAAAAAACAGCCGGGGAACCUAAAACGAAUGGGAAAAGACCAGACAGGGAAGAGAAAAGAAGAGAGGAUGAGGAUGAAGGUGUGUGUUAUGCUGCUCUGGAAAUCCGGCAGACAUCACAGAGACCAACGAAGAAGAGAAGCCAGAGUUCAGACUCCACCACAUAUUCUGCAAUCAAUACAUCCAGAAAGUAAAGAAUGAAAUGUUCACAGCCGUUAAAGAUGAAGACUGUUGUGUGAUGUUCUGUCUGCAUCAGUACUGCUCUCUUGCUUUUAACCUUGCCACCAUCCAAGCAUCCACCUGUAAGCUCUGUCUUGGGGGUUUCAGGUCAUCUCUCCUCAAAGUCUGCGUGUAAAAUACAUCUGUGAAACUAUAGAUG
Cheilinus undulatus (humphead wrasse) is the source of this 1073-nucleotide messenger RNA. RefSeq lists its product as uncharacterized. NCBI's taxonomy places the organism in Eukaryota, Metazoa, Chordata, Actinopteri, Labriformes, Labridae. The transcript is spliced from 6 exons. The coding region runs from base 124 to 888 and encodes 254 amino acids. The record is from RefSeq and is a predicted model, not a curated record.